This is a messenger RNA of Salvia miltiorrhiza (redroot sage), 1491 nucleotides long. Its product is annotated as GDSL esterase/lipase At2g23540. NCBI's taxonomy places the organism in Eukaryota, Viridiplantae, Streptophyta, Magnoliopsida, Lamiales, Lamiaceae. Gene Ontology annotation, molecular function: hydrolase activity, acting on ester bonds. Bases 223 to 1347 code for a protein of 374 amino acids. The transcript has 5 exons. The record is from RefSeq and is a predicted model, not a curated record.
GACUUGAGUUGAUACGAUCUUGCUUAUCACAAAAGCAACUCUUAUAGUCCAUGCACGUUAAGAUACGACAAGUCCAAACGUUGAUGACCUAACCCCACAAAAUCCCAGCUUUUCCUUUCUAUAAAACUCAAGUCGUCAAACCACGAUUUUAUUUUUGUUUCACAUUUAUAUAUACAUAGGUAUUAUUAUUGAAAUCUGGUUCUUGUGUAUUUGAUUUGCGUGAUGGCCUUGAGAUUUAAUUACGUUGUAGUAUUAGUGUUGCUCCUGAGUGAAAAUUGGAUGGAAUAUGGGAUUUCGCAAGAUGACAUAGAUUUGACAAAGGGGGCAUCAUUUAUUUUUGGAGAUUCAUUGGUUGAUGCCGGAAACAACAACUAUUUGCAGACAUUGUCCAAAGCUGAUAUCACGCCCAAUGGUAUUGAUUUCAAGGCUUCCGAUGGGAAUCCGACCGGCCGCUUCACCAACGGAAGGACCAUCGGGGAUAUAGUCGGGGAGGAGCUAGGGGAGCCGGGUUAUGCGUUGCCGUUUCUCGCCCCCAACACCACCGGAAGCGCUAUAUUAUACGGCGUCAACUAUGCAUCAGGCGGCGGCGGAAUCUUGAAUGCUACAGGAAGUAUCUUUGUAAACAGACUAUCAAUGGACAUUCAAGUAGAUUACUUCAACAUCACAAGGAAAGAAAUUGACAAAGUGUUGGGGGCAUCAGAAGCAAGAGAGUAUCUCCAGAAAAAAUCAAUUUUCUCAAUCACAAUAGGCUCCAAUGAUUUUCUCAACAACUAUCUCCUCCCUGUCAUCUCCAUGGGUGCAAGAAUCUCACAAAACCCAGACGCCUUUGUUGAUGAUAUGAUCAAUCAUCUCAGAACACAACUCACGAGAAUUUACGAAUUGGAUGGGAGGAAGUUCAUAGUGGGGAAUGUGGGGCCAAUCGGGUGCAUCCCUUAUCAGAAAACGAUCAACCAAUUGAGUGAGAAUGAAUGUGUAUCGUUGCCAAACAAGCUUGCACAACAAUACAACGCUAAGUUGAAGGAUCUUCUGCAACAACUAAAUGAGAAUCUUCCUGGAUCCACUUUUCUUUACGCUAAUGUCUAUGAUCUUGUAAUGGAACUCAUCACAAAUUAUGCCAAAUACGGAUUUACAACAGCAAGCAAAGCUUGCUGCGGCAACGGCGGGCAGUACGCCGGAGUAAUUCCAUGCGGGCCGACGUCGAGCUUGUGUUCGGACCGCGACAAGCACGUAUUCUGGGAUCCUUACCACCCCAGCGAGGCUGCUAACCUUAUCAUCGCCAAACAGUUGCUCGACGGCGACCAAAGAUAUAUCUCUCCCAUCAAUCUUCGCCAGCUUCGUGAUCUUUGAAUUUUAUAAAUUUCCACUUUUUUUCUUUUUUCUUUUCCGUUAUUCGAUAUAUAUACGUUACAACUGAGGAAUCUCAUAUAUCUUUGUUUGUUAAUGUAAUUCUUGUUUCUUUUCCUCUUAAUUAACUGAAAAAGUUUGUUAGUU